Messenger RNA from Striga hermonthica, 1542 nucleotides. NCBI's taxonomy places the organism in Eukaryota, Viridiplantae, Streptophyta, Magnoliopsida, Lamiales, Orobanchaceae. The record is from the annotation of a GenBank genome assembly.
AUGAUUAUUAUUAUGCCCCAAAAGCCCUUCUCUUUCUUUUCUCUCUCCUUUCGCAUUUCGUUUCGCCCCCAACUAAACACGCACUCACACACACACAGACACGCACUCGCAGACCACCCACCGGCCGCCACCACCGCCCUCGAGCUUCGAGCCCACGUUCUUCUUAGCCCCAAAAUCACCUCUUUUUCUGAAUCAUUCCUCAGAUUUACAGAUGCGCGGGGCCGAGAAGGAAAUGGACGUAAAUUCGAUCCCUUGUUUUUGGGCGAUACGAUGGCGCAUCAAGAGGUGAGUGUGAAACGGGAGACGGUGGCGCCAUGCAUGACUUGCCCUCUCUGCCACAAGCUCUUUCGGCAAGCCACCACUAUUAUCGAGUGUCUCCAUACUUUUUGCAGGAAAUGCAUAUAUGAGAAGCUAUCAGAUGAAGAAAUGGAGUGCUGUCCAAUAUGUGAUACUGACCUGGGAUGUGUUCCGUUGGAGAAAUUAAGGCCGGAUCACAAUUUGCAAGAUGUAAGAACAAAAAUAUUUCCUUGUAAGAGGAUAAAGGUGAACUCCCCUGAAGUGGUGACUCCUGUUGUGUUGCCAGCCAAGAGAAAGGAAAGAUCCCUCUCAUCAUUAGUAGUCAGCACCCCAAGAGUAUCAACACACACUGGGAUGACUGGAAGGAGAUCGAAAUCAGUUGCAAGAAAAGCAUCCAAGGGCUCCAGUUUCACCAUAGUUAAGAACACUGUUGAUGAUCCUCGUGAGAGUUCUGGCUCACCAGAGAUGCUGAACAAAUUAACUCAGCAUAUUAGGCAGAGCUCUGCCGUGGACGAGCCAUCUAAUGACCCUAGUGGUAGUGUGGGCAGAGAAAAUCAUUCUGAACUUUGGAAUGGAAAACUUGAUAUCUGGAAGCCUCUUACUUGUUUGGUAGAAGCAGCAAAUAGAAGCAAAUCUUCUAAGUUGAGCACGCAAGGUUCUGUUGUUAAACUCGAGGACCAACGUUCUUACGACAAUGAGGGUCCUCUGGGGACAAAUAAACAUAAGGAACACCGUAGGAAGUCAAAAGUUAAGGACGAGAAAAACAGCAGUGACAAUACACCUACGGAAUCUGAAAGACCUAAAAAGUUGCGGAAAAUCCGUCAGAAGGCACAGAAUUUUGGAGAAUUCAGGGUUCCACCCGAGGUGGUUGUGCUAGAUGCUGCAAGUGCUAAAUUAGAAAGAAAAAGCUAUCCAAUUUGGUUCUCCUUAGUGGCCUCUGAUGAGCUGAAAGGAGAUGCUCCACCUCUGCCUCAGAUUUCUGCAAGUUACUUGAGAAUAAAGGAUGGAAGCAUACCGGUUUCAUUUAUACAAAAAUACCUCCAGAGGAAGUUAGAUCUUACCAGUGAAGUUGAGGUUGAUAUCAAAUGCAUGGGGCAAACGGUUGUCCCCUCAUUGCCCCUUAAUAACUUGGUCGAUCUUUGGCUUCAAAACACUAGUAGGGAGAUAGUCUCAGCUACGGUUGGCUCGUCCGCUAAGGAUUUUGUGAUGGUGUUAGGUUAUGCUCGCAGGCUAACCGAUUCUUGA